AGAAUUAUCCACCAUUUCCGAAUUCGUCAUCUCUCUUUCCCCGCCUUCAUUCUCACUCUUCUUCUUCUUCUUCUUCUUCACAGAAUAAAAUAGCUGAUCGCCAAUUUUAAGAAUUAUCACAGUGAAGACAAAUGGAUCUAAUCUUCUCCAUUACCUCUCCCUCCUUUUACGUCAUUCUUAUUCUCAUCUUUCUUCUAUCCAGUACCAGAGGUAUUUCAGGGACUACAUUUACCUUCAUCAACAGGUGCGACUACACCGUGUGGCCCGGCAUUCAACCCAAUGCCGGGACUGCCGGGUUGGAUACCACCGGUUUCGAGCUCCGUUCAGGCGGCUCUCGCUCCUCCCAGGCUCCGCCCCCCUGGUCCGGCCGCUUCUGGGGCAGAACCGGUUGCAACUUCGAUGCUGGUUCUGGUCAGGGGAGAUGCGCCACCGGCGAUUGCGGCUCCGGCCAGGUGGAGUGCAACGGAGCAGGAGGGAGCCUCCCGGCGACACUGGCGGAGUUCACGAUCGGGUCGGGCACCCAAGACUUCUACGACGUGAGUUUGGUGGACGGGUACAAUUUGCCAAUGCUGGUGGAAGCGAGCGGCGGGUCGGGAGCGUGCGCGUCCACUGGUUGCGCGACGGACUUGAACCGGCAGUGCCCGGAGGAGCUGCGGGUCGGGUACGGGGAGGCUUGCAAGAGCGCUUGCGAGGCGUUUGGGAAGCCGGAGUUCUGUUGCAGCGGCGCGUACGGUUCACCCGCCACCUGCAGGCCGUCGGUGUACGCGCAGAUGUUUAAGUCGGCUUGUCCGAGGUCGUAUAGCUACGCAUACGAUGAUCCUACGAGUACGUUUACGUGUACUGGAGCAGAUUAUACGAUUACCUUCUGCCCUUCUGUUACAAGCCGGAAAUCUUCAAGAGAUUCGUCUCCGGUGACAGCAACCGCAGGAGGAACGGCAGUAGGGUCCGGAUCCGGGUCGGGUUCGGGGCAGACCCCGUUAAUGGCUGCGGGCAACAGCAGCUCCUCUUCGUCGUUACCGAACUUCGCCACCGGAGACUCAUCUACGCUCCUCCCAUUCUCCGCCUUCACCAUUGCUUCUGCAAUUUCCUGUCUCAUCCUCUUAUAGUCUCUCUCUCUCUCUGCUUCGUGAGCCUUUAAUGGCGACUAGGGUUUUGCAAAUUGAGGAAGGCUAGCUAGCUGCAGCUGACGACUUCGAGAUCUGAGUGUAGAGCCCCGUUUUCCACGCCACCUGUACAGAAAUUUCAUGCAAUAUUUAUGUUUAUACUUGGUACUUUUUUUUUUGAAAUUUAGAUUUUUUAAAGAACCUGUAAGAAAUUGUUGUGAAGCAAUUGAUUGGAAAGACGAGGAAACUUUUUUGGAAGUGGGUGUAGCUCAUUUGGAAUGAAGAGAAAAUUUUACUUUGCUUAA
Messenger RNA from Malania oleifera, 1408 nucleotides. Its product is annotated as thaumatin-like protein 1. Lineage: Eukaryota; Viridiplantae; Streptophyta; Magnoliopsida; Santalales; Ximeniaceae. The record is from RefSeq and is a predicted model, not a curated record. The transcript has 3 exons. Gene Ontology annotation, biological process: defense response. Gene Ontology annotation, cellular component: extracellular region. The coding region runs from base 132 to 1106 and encodes 324 amino acids.